UAUGUCUGAAAGUGGUAGUAAUAGUGUUUCGGAUGAUUAAGAAGAUAAUUAAUAGAAAAAUAUUCAAGAUGAAAUUGUUGAUGGAGAAGAAUUAAAUUAAAAUCAAGUUAAUGCUGCAAAACAAGCAAACUUGGAUAGAGAUAUAAGAAAGUAACACUUUUUUACAAUAAGUAUUAAUUAUAUGCUAUAUUAGAUCCUGAAGAAGAUUUAAAAAUGGUUAAACUAAAAGUAAUUAAUUCUAUAAUUAAAUAAGCAUUAUCCUAAAAGCAGUCAACUAGAUGCAAUUUUUAAUUAAUAUAAAAGAAUUUAGUAAUUAAAGUCUUCUGAAGAUGAAGUAUUUUUAAAAUUAGAGGAUUUACAAUUUUAAAAAGAGAGGAAAUUUACAAUAUCAGAAGUUAGAGCACUUAGAAAGGAGAGGAAUCAUAAAUAUUUUAAAUAUUUAAUUGAAGUUAGAAAAGUAAAAAUAAUGUUAAUAUGAGAAUUUUGUGAAUGAAGAAUUAUUUUCAAAGUUUAGAAAAAAAGUGAAAGUUUUUAGUUUUGAUGAGAAUGCUGCCAAUAAGGAAAAGUAGAAUGAAAAAUCUAUUGAUGAAUCAGUUGAGAAAGAGAGUGAUGUAUUUUCUAAUUAUUCAGAGUUUUAUUGA
Paramecium pentaurelia is the source of this 641-nucleotide messenger RNA. The record is from the annotation of a GenBank genome assembly. NCBI's taxonomy places the organism in Eukaryota, Ciliophora, Oligohymenophorea, Peniculida, Parameciidae.